Candoia aspera is the source of this 2002-nucleotide messenger RNA. RefSeq names its product tripartite motif containing 16 (gene TRIM16). The coding region runs from base 18 to 1793 and encodes 591 amino acids. The record is from RefSeq and is a predicted model, not a curated record. Gene Ontology annotation, molecular function: protein binding. Lineage: Eukaryota; Metazoa; Chordata; Lepidosauria; Squamata; Candoiidae. The transcript has 6 exons.
UCAGGAAAUAGUAGAUAAUGGCUGCCUCUGAUUCAAGUUGUCCUGAAGAUCUGGCUGAAAACCUGGCAAAUCAGGACCCUGUAGUAAAUGACUCACCAGUCUGUGAAGAAAAGUGUGAAAGUAUAGAACUGAAAAAUGAAGGGGAACCUCUGGUAGAACUUGAAAGCAAAGAUCGAUGCAGCAGUGAACCAGGCCUAGGAGACCACCUGUUUGAAAAUGGAUCAUUCAAGGAUCAGUCACCCAGUCUCUUGACAGAAGGAUACCCAGCAGAGAAGGAGGAAGAGGUGCUUUGUGAUUUCUGCCUAGCUGAGAAGGUGCUGGCAGUAAAAUCUUGCUUGACCUGCAUGGUAAAUUACUGCCAGGAUCAUCUGAGGCCUCACAUGGAGAAUGCCAAACUACAGAGCCAUAAGCUUAUGGAUCCACUAAAGGACAUUGACAUACAGACCUGCAAGACCCAUAAAAGGUGUAUCAGUUGGUUCUGCCACAGUGACCUAGUCUGUGUCUGUCAGGAGUGUCUCUCUGAUGAACACCAAAACCAUCAGGCUGUAAGCUGUGGGAUAGCCAGGAAAGAAAAAGAGUGUGAACGUCUUCACCUCCAAGAAGAAUAUAACUGGAAACUGAAGUCAACUGAAAAUGCAAUUGUUAAACUGCAGAAAAAUUCAGAGUCUAUAGUGAAGUCAGUAUCUGAAGUGAAAAUCUUGGUGGAAGAGAAGUUUGAGGAGCUGCUCCAAGCUGUCAAGACAACCCAUGCCACUGUGCUCGCUUUUCUGGAGGAGAAGGAGCGUGCUGCACUUAAUCAUGCAAAUGGAAUAAAGAUCUACCUUCAGAACAAACAAGAGACAAUGGAAGAAUGUAAGAAAAGAUUGGAGAAGAUGGCCACCCACACUAAUAAUAUCAUCUUCCUAAAGGAAUACUGUGAAUUCAAGAAGAAUAUAGGAGAUGAUACAUUGCCCAGUGUGUAUAUUGGCCUAAAAGACAAAUUAUCAGGAAUACAAAAGGUGGUCUCUGAAUCCACUGAACAGCUUUUACAAUUACUACGAACUUCCUAUAAAGACAAAUUGCAGAGUUUUGCCAAAGAUGAAGAUGCUGGGAUAAAAACAACAGUGUCUGCAAUUGUUCCAUCCAAACAUCGCCUAUCAGCUGCAGAACCCCAAAGCAGGAGUGACUUCUUCAAGUAUGCUUGCCCGUUAACAUUUGACCCCAUCACCGCUCAUCGCUAUUUGAGGCUCUUGGAUGACAACCACAAGGUCACAAACACCACACCCUGGGAGCAUCCGUAUCCAGAUCAUCCAGAAAGAUUUGCACACUGGCGCCAAGUCUUGUCAGAUCAAAGCUUAUAUAUGGGCCGCUAUUACUUUGAAGUUGAGGUAUUUGGAGCUGGUAUUUACAUUGGCAUGACAAAUAAGAGCAUUGACAGGAAAGGUUCAGAGAGCAACAGUUGCAUCUCAGGGAAUAACUUCUCCUGGUGUAUUAAAUGGAAUGGCAAGGACUUCUCAGCUUGGCAUGGUGAUGUGGAGAUACCUUUGAAAUCUCAGGGAUUUAGAAGAAUAGGAGUCUACCUAGAUUACCCCAGGGAGACACUCUCCUUUUAUGGCAUUGCUACUGGCUCAAUGACUCUCUUGCAUACUUUUGAAUGCAAGCUUAACGAACCUUUAUAUCCAGCCUUCUGGCUAUCAAAGAAGGAAAACAGCAUUCAGAUUGUCAGGCUGCGAGAAGAAGCUGAGCAGAACCCAGCACCUUUUCCUCCUUUCCCAGGAGAACCAGCUUCCAACAAUUUGGGGACUUACGAUUAAAGCAAUGCACAGGAUGAAACUGUUAACUCAGAACCUAGUCAUUGACUGGGUUAGAUGAUCUAGGCAACUCUGGCCAGUUGUGGACUCUUUGUACAAGCAGCCUACUGAAAAAUUGUGCUUUAUAAAUUUCAGGUUACUUAUUACCUCUGUGAAUAUCACCUCUCAGCUGAGAGACAAAGCACAAAUGAUAAAAAUUCUCCUCUUUUUAA